Molecule: messenger RNA, 378 nt
Organism: Neurospora tetraspora
Lineage: Eukaryota; Fungi; Ascomycota; Sordariomycetes; Sordariales; Sordariaceae
Exons: 3
Coding region: 1-378 (125 amino acids)
Biological process (GO): pyruvate import into mitochondria
Cellular component (GO): mitochondrial inner membrane
Source: RefSeq, a predicted model, not a curated record
AUGGCUGCCGUUGUCAAGGCCCUCAAUGCCAAGAUCAGGAGCAAUCCUGUGGCCAACUAUCUGUGCUCGACCCACUUCUGGGGUCCUGCCUCCAACUUCGGUAUCCCCGUUGCCGCCGUCCUCGAUACCCAGAAGAGCCCUGAACUCAUCUCGGGCCAGAUGACCGGUGCCCUCACCAUCUACGCCUUCGUCUUCAUGCGCUACGCCCUUGCCGUCACUCCCCGCAACUACCUCCUGUUCGGCUGCCACUUCGUCAACGCCGGCGCCCAGCUCACCCAGGGUUACCGCUACCUUGACUGGCACUACUGGGGUGGCAAGGACAAGGCUGUCGAGAAGGCACUCACUGCCCCGGUUGCCGCCGCUGCCGUUGCCAAGUAA